UCCAUAUUCCUUUCACGAGAAAAAAUCGAGUGCUCCUCGCACACCAUAUCAUCUCAUCUCUCUCUCUCUCUAUGUUUCUCUAACCGUUUUAUGCACCUGAAUUUCCGCUGCGGCGUCUGUUCACCGGAGGAUUAGUUUCGCACUGGCUGGAGAUCAACCGUCCGGUUCGGUUUCAAGUUUCUGUUGAAGUUUCCACUCGCGUGAGCUCAGGACAUGAAGUUUUGUCGCAGAGUAAUUAUUUUUACGUUUUGAAAUUUUGGUCUCAGUACAUAGGUAGUUCGUUGAAGGAGAACAUAACAUAUUGUAAUUGUGUGGGGGAGUGAAGCGACCACGAAAGGAGAAAGUGGAAUUGCGAGGAAUUGCUUUCACUUGAAGUGGAAGAAAAAACUAAAUGUCAUUUCAGAAGAAGGGUUUUUGGAUGGUGAAGAACUCCGGACAUGUAAUUGGUGGAGAUACAGGAUUUGAUAAUUCUUCCAGGAUUGAACCAAAGCGUGCUCAUCAGUGGUUUGAUGGCAGUGAACCAGAGAUGUUCCCUAAUAAGAAGCAAGCAGUGCAAGUUCCAGUUGGAAAAUCAAGUGCAGGAAUAUCUAAUGCAAAUAUUCCUUCAUGGGAAAAUGCAUCUGGUUUCAAUUCAGCUCCAAAUCAAUUCAUUGACCGACUGUUUGGAUCUGAAACAGCAAGGUCUGUGAAUUUUGGUGAAAAGAACACUUCUCCAGUUGGAAGAGACAAUGCAAGACAAAAGAGUAUUCAGGAAGAUGCAUCUGCUGCUUUGUCAAUAUAUGAUGCAAUGGAAGAUCCUGAAAACUGUUUUCCAUAUGAUGGAAUUAGAAAAGUAAAAGUUAAUCAGGUUAAGGACAACGACAGCGAGCAUGCUUCAAAGGAGUACAAUUUUAAUUCAGAAAAUACUGGUGAAGUUACUGCAGAUCAGGCCUAUUGCAGGGAAAACGAAAGUAAUUUUAUAUCCAUGGGGCAACUCUACAAUAAGGAGGGUAAUGGUGUCACAGUCACAGGACAUUCCUACAGCAGCGGGGAGGAUGCAAAUAUUAUUUCAUUUGGUAACUUUCAUGAUGAGCACAGUAUUAGCCCUGUGGCUGCCCAACCCCUCAGCACCUAUGAGUCAUCGUACAUUCAGCAUUCAACUCAAACAUCUGAAACAGCCUGUGAGAAAGAGUUGGAGGCAUCAUGUGCCAAUCCAAUUGCAACCGUAUCUCGCAUAGCUAAACCUAGACAAGAAUUCCAUUCCAAGAGUAAACAAGAGAUUAAAACAUCAAAAAAGGAAGCUCCAAAUAGUUUUCCCUCAAAUGUCAGAAGCUUGAUAUCAACGGGAAUGCUUGAUGGGGUUCCUGUGAAGUAUGUUUCUUUGUCACGUGAGGAGCUUCGUGGAAUUAUAAAAGGUUCUGGCUAUCUUUGCGGGUGUCAGUUAUGCAAUUUCUCUAAGGUGCUCAAUGCAUAUGAGUUUGAACGUCAUGCUGGUUGCAAGACAAAACAUCCCAACAAUCAUAUUUACUUUGAGAAUGGAAAGACCAUCUAUCAGAUAGUACAGGAAUUGAGGAGUACCCCUGAGAGCAUGUUGUUUGACGUGAUUCAGACUGUGUUUGGUGCACCAAUCAACCAGAAAUCUUUUCGCAUUUGGAAGGAGUCGUUUCAAGCUGCUACUCGAGAGCUUCAGAGGAUUUAUGGAAAGGAAGAACUGAACUUGUAAAUUUGCCGCGCUGAUCUGAUGUAGAGUUUCGUAUAAUGAAGUGUAGGUUGCCAUUUGGAAAUAUUAGGUGAAAUGAUAUUUUCGCUGUGAUAAUGUAUAACUAAUUUAUGUGAGAGUCUCGACUGGUGUUUGUCCUUGCUGGAGAAUAGAUGCGCUUGUAGAGGGAUUAGAUAGGUGGUAGUUAAAGAAUGCAAGGCAAGCCAGCUCGUGUGUUUGAAAAUGUGUUUCCUUUUUUUUGUACAGUUUUAUUCUAUGUGGCUUGGAUUUGUUGCAUUGCAAACCUUGCGAUUUGUUCAAGUUAAAUUUAUGAUUUUCCUGUGA
Molecule: messenger RNA, 2023 nt
Organism: Carica papaya (papaya)
Lineage: Eukaryota; Viridiplantae; Streptophyta; Magnoliopsida; Brassicales; Caricaceae
Product: DNA-binding protein
Biological process (GO): positive regulation of transcription by RNA polymerase II
Cellular component (GO): nucleus
Molecular function (GO): histone binding; RNA polymerase II transcription regulatory region sequence-specific DNA binding; chromatin binding
Source: RefSeq, a predicted model, not a curated record